Equus quagga is the source of this 5934-nucleotide messenger RNA. RefSeq names its product scavenger receptor cysteine rich family member with 5 domains (gene SSC5D). Gene Ontology annotation, cellular component: membrane. The record is from RefSeq and is a predicted model, not a curated record. NCBI's taxonomy places the organism in Eukaryota, Metazoa, Chordata, Mammalia, Perissodactyla, Equidae.
GCGUCUGACUCACGCUCCCCAUUACCAAAUUUUUUCCGCCUAACAGCUGCCUGGUGCAGAGAGAGUGUGUGACGGUGCGUGUGUAUGAGUGUGUGUAUGUAGAGUCCCCCCUCCCCCACGUAAGCCUCAGUCCUUGGUCCUCCCAUCCGCCUGCCCCAGGUCCCUUGGGGACACAUAAGUUCAACCACUCCUCUCUCAGAUGGAGAGCUGGGGAUAGCAUAUAAAUCCACCAGGGAGAAUGGAGAGGGGUUUCUUAGUCUCCUGUCCUGAUCUGGGAAGUCCUUCCUGGUGUCUGGCUGCAAGCUGUCUUGCUGCACUGUUAGCCCCAGAGGUACAAGGUCCCCAACCCCAGCAGCUAAUUUGAAUCCACAUUUGAUUCCCUCUACCUUGGUCCCCCCAUGCUUCCCUGGCUGGACACAGGAGGAGGCAGAUGGGUGGGUGCCCGCCCCUGCUAUUCCCCCACUCGCACCCCUGUCUGGUCACUUCCCUGCAGCCCGCCGUCCCCCAUGCAUCUCUAAGCGCAGCGGCGUGACUGGCCGCCUCCCGUGUGGGUGUUUGCAGUUGGACACCCUCCCUCCUGCCCGCCACCCCCCUCCUCCCCAGGCCUCAGCCGCCGGCCAGCCCCCUCCCCGCCCCCCCUCCUGUCCCCUGCCGCCUCCUCAGCAGCCUCUCUUCCUCCUGGCAAAGCGUCCAGCCCCUGCCUGCUCCUCCCCGGGUCCAGGGCGCCUCCGGCAGGCGCUUCCCUCCCGCCCUCCCUCCCUCCUCCGGUGGCCGCCGCCUCCUCCCCUCUCCUGCUCCAGUCCCCUUUCACCCCAUCCCUGCCCCGACUCUGCAAACAUGAGGGUCUUGGCCUGCAUCCUCGCGGCUCUGAUGGGGAUCCAGGCUGUUGAGCGGCUGCGUCUGGCGGACGGCCCCCAUGGCUGUGCUGGCCGGCUGGAGGUGUGGCAUGGCGGGCGCUGGGGGACCGUGUGCGACGACGGAUGGGACCUGCGUGACGCCGCCGUGGCCUGCCGGGAGCUGGGCUGUGGGGGGGCGCUGGCCGCCCCUGGAGGUGCCUUCUUCGGGGAGGGCGCGGGGCCCGUGUGGCUGAGCGAGCUGGCCUGCCGGGGCAGCGAGGGGCAGCUGGGCCUCUGCCCCCACCGGGGCUGGAAGGCCCACAUCUGCUCCCACGAGGAGGACGCCGGCGUCGUCUGUGCAGGUCAGCGUGUGGCCAACGCAAGGGACAGAGAUGAGUCACCUUCGGUCCUGGAUGGGCACUCCUUGCUGGGGCUGUCUGGGGAGCUGAGCCCCGGCUCUGAGGAGCCUCCCGUGACCCACGCCCCUCGCCCAGCCGGGACCCCCCAGAACAGCUCCCGGAAGAAGAGCCCCCGGCCGCCUAAGCAGGCCAAGUCCACCAGGGCCCCUUUGCUGACGGCCGGAGCCCCCCGCCAGGAGCGGCUACGCCUGGUCUCCGGCCCCCACGGGUGCUCGGGCCGGCUGGAGGUGUGGCACGGCGGGCGCUGGGGAACCGUGUGCGACGACGGAUGGGACCUGCGUGAUGCCGCUGUGGCCUGCCGGGAGCUGGGCUGUGGGGGGGCGCUGGCCGCCCCUGGAGGGGCGAGAUUCGGCCCAGGCUCCGGGCCUGUGUGGAUGGAUGAUGUAGGAUGCGGAGGCGGAGAGCAGGCCUUGCGGGACUGUCCCCGAAGCCCCUGGGGUCGGAGCAACUGUGACCACAGCGAGGACGCAGGGCUGGUCUGCACUGGCCCGGCCCCCCGGCUGCGCCUGGCUGACGGCCCCCAUGGGUGUGCUGGCCGCCUGGAGGUGUGGCACGGGGGGCGCUGGGGGUCUGUGUGUGACGACGCCUGGGACCUGCGUGAUGCUGCCGUGGCCUGCCGGGAGCUGGGCUGCGGGGGGGCGCUGGCCGCCCCCGGAGGUGCCUUUUUUGGGGAGGGGGCUGGACCCAUCCUCCUGGACGACCUUCGGUGUCGGGGGAACGAGACAGCCUUGCGAUUCUGCCCGGCACGGCCCUGGGGCCAGCAUGACUGCCAUCACCGAGAGGACGCAGGGGCCGUGUGUGACGGUAUGCCUCUCGGCUAUGUCCCUCCCACGGCCCCUGCCGUGGACGGCAACAGCUCGAUGCCCAGGAAGGUGGUGUCCGGGCCCCCACCCCCUGUGGUGAGCCAGGCCCCGCGGACAGCAGGCGUUCCACCUCCGCCUGCCUCCCCCACUGCCCCUCAGGAGCCUGGGCCUGAAGCUGGGUCCCCCCAGCUGCGCCUGGUGGCUGGGCCCAGCAGGUGCUCAGGCCGGCUGGAGGUGUGGCACAGCGGGCGCUGGGGGACAGUGUGUGAUGACAGCUGGGACCUGCGGGACUCGGCUGUAGUCUGCCGGGAGCUGGGCUGCGGUGGAGCUCGGCAGCCAGACCCCGCUGCUGGCCGAUUCGGCUGGGGCGCUGGCCCCAUCUGGCUGGAUGAUGUGCGGUGCGUGGGCACCGAGACGUCGCUCUUCCAGUGCCCUGCCGCUCCCUGGGGGAAGCACAACUGCGCUCACAAUGAGGACGUUGGAGUCACCUGUGCUGGGACCCCUGGCCUGGACUCCAUCUCAGACCCCUUCAGCUGGAGUUGGAUCCCUGGCCUGGGGAGAGAUCCGGAUGCCUGGCCCCUGGGGGAGCUGGCCACCAAGCCCUCUGCAAGGCUGACCCCCAGUGUCCCCGAGAAAACCACCACCAAGGCCCCAGGGAAAGUGCCCAAGAGCACUAAGAAGUGGGUGACCAAAACUGCAAAGAGACCAACCACUCAGCCCCCUGUGAUGCCAACCACUAAACACACCAGGGCCCCGGGCACUCAGGGUGCCCCUGAACUGACCUCACGCACCACCACAACCCUGACCUCAGAGGCCCCCCCCAGGCUGACCUCACACACCACUGCCACGCGCACUCCCCGGGCCCCCCGAGAACGGACCUCUAAGACCAUGGCAACGCCGACCACUCAAGGCCCCUGGGAAGUGACCUCCGAGGCCCCCAGCAAGCGAAUGCCUCAGGCCUCCAUGGAGCCAUCGGCCGAGAUCCCAGCAGAAGGUUCUCCAGAGUCAUCCAGAGACCCAGCCCCCUCUCCCACUGGGAGCAUGGCCGGGGGCUCUGGCCUCUUCCGGGUUCGUCUGGCCGAUGGGCCCAACCGGUGUGCCGGCCGGCUGGAGGUGUGGCAUGCUGGACGCUGGGGGACAGUGUGCGAUGACAACUGGGACCUGCGGGAUGGCACGGUGGCCUGCUGGGAGCUGGGCUGUGGAAGGAUCCGGCCCCGGGUGGGCAAAACCCACUAUGGCCCGGGGACCGGGCCCAUCUGGCUGGACGACGUGGGCUGCAAGGGAAGCGAGGCCUCGCUGAGUGACUGCCCUGCCAGGCCGUGGGGACAGCACAACUGUGACCACGAGGAAGACGUGGGGCUCACCUGCACUGGCCACGCAGACGAGGAGGAUUAUCCCCCCUGGACCUGGGACCCCACCUCGGGAGAGGACCUGGCCAAGGGGACCACCGCUGCAGGGCCGUCUGGACACACUCUCUCCUCGGCCAGCACUGGGAGGCCAGGGGCUUCCUCCCCAGCAGCCAGGCGCCUUCCAGGCACAGGUGACGAGGAUGAUUAUGAGCCUUCCUGGACAUGGGACGCACUUUCAGGAGGAGCCCUGGCCAAGGGGACCCCCACUGCAGGCAUACCUGGACCCACUCUUACCACUGGCACCACCAGGAGCCCAGGCCACCCCUCUCCAGUUCCAAGGGUCCGUGGGGACACAGGUUGCGCGAGGAAGCUGUGGCUCCCCCGCCGGCUGCUGCGGCCCACGGCGGCCAGGCCAGCGCCCCGCGCCCCCUGCCCAGCUCCCUCAGCCUCUCCCGGACCCCCGCGUCCGCCGCUGACCCCCGACUCGGCGCCAGAGCUCGUCCCCGAUGCAGCUUUAACGUCGGAGGUGACCUCUCACCCUCCUGGCACUUUGCCACCCAGCCCAGACCCGGCCUCCUGGAUGAACUCUCACCUCACCUUGACAACCUCUGGCCUUACUUUGUCCACCCCUGACGCCACCGCGGUUCCAUCGCUGACCCCUGAGCUCUCACCCACCCCACCACCCACCUCGCCUAAAGAACUGACGUCUGAUCCCUCUGCACCGGCAGUGGUGGCCCACCUUUCCCCUACCUCAGAGCUGACCCCAGAAUCUGACACGACCCCAGGCAGGGACACAACUCCAUACCCUGUCAUGGUCCCAGAACAUUCCAGAUCCCCAGACACCUCCACGAGUCCUCACCCCACUACCACCCUUCAUCCCACCACGACCCCUCACUCCACCAUGACCUCUCACCCCACCACAACCUCUCACUCCACCACGACCCUUUACUCCACCACAACCCGUCACUCCCCUAUGACCUCUCACUCCAUCAUGAUCUCUCACCCUACCACCUCCCUUCACUCCACCACGACACCUCACUCCACCUUAAUCUCUCACCCCACCAUGACUUCUUACCCCACCAUGACCCCUUACUCCACCACAACCCCUCACCCCACCACGACUCAUUACUCUACCUCAACCCCUCACCCCACCACGACCCCUCACCCCACCAUGACUCCUUAUUCCACCAUGACCCCUCACUCCACCAUGGCCACUCACUCCACCAUGACCUCUUACCCUACCACGAGCCCUCACCCCACCACAACUCCUCACUCCACCACAACCCCGCACACCACGACCCCUCACCCCACCAUGACUCCUUAUUCCACCAUGACCCCUCACUCCACCAUGGCCACUCACUCCACCAUGGCCACUCACUCCACCAUGACCUCUUACCCUACCACGAGCCCUCACCCCACCACAACUCCUCACUCCACCACAACCCCGCACCACACCACCACUCCUUACCCCACCACCACCCCUUACUCUACCAUGAUCCCUGACUCCACCAUGAACUCUCACCCCACCACGAGCCCUCACCCAGCCAUAACCCCUCACUCCACCAUGACCUCUUAUUCUGCUACCACCUCUCAACCCACCACAACCCCUCACCCCAUCACAACUCCUUACCCAGCCACGACCCCUCACCCCACCAUCACUACUCACCCCACCAUCACUACCCAACCCACCAUCACUACUGACUCCACUAUGACUCCUGACCUCACUUCAACCCCUAUGAUCACUACCAAGUCCCUUCUGACUUCCUUGGGAACAGAACUUCCCUUUCCUACUCCGGCACCAACAGACCAACCCAGUCUGCACCCCCGGUUCACCUCCAUGGGGGCCCCUCACCCCUCCACAUCCAAGAUGUUGAGCCUAGAGUCCUCUCCAGCCUCAGAGUCCAGCCUCUCCAGGUCCUCUCCAGCCCCAGGCGUGGACACACCAGCCACUGAGGACUUCAAACCACCCAGAAGCCAGAGCCCCAAACUAACUCCUCCACCUACCCAGACCCCACACUCAGCCUCAGACCCCACUGUGACCCCUGACCUGCAGCUGUCCCCUGUGGCCCACCCCUUGGAUCAACCUCCUCCUGACCACCUCACCCUAGGGCCAACCCCUGGUCAGGGCCCAGGCCCCCUUGGCCCAUGUGUGGUCCCAGUGCCACCUGUAAGGGUCAUGGCUUGUGAGCCACCUGCCCUGGUAGAGCUAGUGGCCGCUGUGAGGGACGUGAGUGGCCAACUGCAGAGGCUGACACAGGCCCUGGAGCGGGACCAGCAGGAGCGCCAAGCCCUGGGACUGGGCCUGAACCAGCUAGUGGAGGCUGCCCAGGGUCUGGGGCAGCUGGGUGAGGUUGUGAAGAGACUGGCAGAGGUGGCCUGGCCCCCCAGUACAGCUGCACCAAUCACCACUACCCCAGAGGAGGAAGAGAGGCCUCUGAGGGGAGAUGUGUGACCCUAUCUGGAAUUUGAGGGGCUUAACACACUCCCAACCAAAAAAAGGAAAACCAAAGUAUCUAAUUAAAAACAA